Molecule: messenger RNA, 2730 nt
Organism: Colletotrichum spaethianum
Lineage: Eukaryota; Fungi; Ascomycota; Sordariomycetes; Glomerellales; Glomerellaceae
Product: nuclear GTPase SLIP-GC
Exons: 6
Coding region: 1-2730 (909 amino acids)
Source: RefSeq, a predicted model, not a curated record
AUGACUCACGGUAACGUUUUACGGGCGGUCAAAGGCGAGCUUGACGAGAGCUUCAUGCCGCCUUCUUCCCAAGCCCAGCAGCCAACCACUGUGGCAACUGGAGCUCCCAUGGUCUUCUCAUACCUCGACAAGAUGAGACGUGUGAAGGACCCUGAGAUCUGGGAGCAAUUCACCCAGCAGAUCCUGCCGCUGCUGGAUGACCUUGAACUGGUCUGUGAGAAGAUUUGCUCCUCUCGGAAGCUUCAGCCUGCGUUGAGAGACGCUGCGUCCCACUGGAUUCGACAAAUUCACGAUAUCCGAGAAGAGGCUGAGCGUAGAGGCAAGACCCUCGUGGGGGUCCUUGGCAAUACCGGUGAUGGAAAAAGCUCGACAAUCAAUGCUGUUUUGGAGGAAGAAAGCCUACUUCCUACGAACUGCAUGCGUGCCUGCACAGCUGUCGCCACAGAGUUGUCAUACAACCAUGAUGAGGACCAGGAGAACCCUUAUCGCGCAGAGGUUGAAUUCAUCUCCCGCGAUGAGUGGGUGCGUGAAGUCACCAUUCUCCUCAAAGACCUUGCCUCGGAUGGGGGCGUCGCAACAGAUGACCAGGAUCCAAACAGCGAUGCAGCCAGAGCGAAAGCAAAAAUACAAGCGGUGUAUCCGUCCAUGAACUUCAAGGUCCUGAUGGCGAGCACUUCCGCUCAGCUUGCGGACCAUCCAAAUGUUCGGCAGCUUCUGGGAACGACGAAAACCAUGAAGGCCCCCACUGCAUUCGAGAUCCGAGAGCAAGUCGAGCCUUACGUCGAUUCCAAAAACAAGGACGAUGACACUGCAGCACAUUGGCCCCUAGUGAAGGCUGUCAGGAUCUUCACGAAGGCUCCUGUCCUUUCAAACGGUGUCACUAUUGUUGACCUGCCUGGUCAUCAAGAUUGGGAUGCAGCCCGAGCUGCAGUCGCCUCACAGUACAUGAAGGCAUGCUCAGGCAUCUGGAUUGUGGCGCCCAUCAACAGAGCUGUCGACAACAAAACUGCCAAAGAUCUUAUGAGCAACUCGAUCAAGCGCCAGCUUAAGCUUGAUGGAUCGUACUCGGCUCUGACUAUCAUUUGCUCGAAGACGGACGACAUGACCAUCAACUCGGCAAUGGAAAGCUUGAAGGGCAAGCUUGGUAAAGACACCAUGGAAGCAUGGAAGGACGCCUUGGCAUGUGAGCGGUGCAUUAAGGCGUUGGAGAAAGAGCUUGUCGUGCUUCGAAAGUGUCGCGGUACGACUCAGGGGCCGAAUGCCGGCGGCGAAGAACGGCCGGCGAAAAGAGCCAGAACGACCCCUCUCAUCGAGCCUCUUGGCGUUGACAAGUCCCAAGGAAUUGCAGAGCAGGGGAACAAGACUAUGGCUGGCCCGUCGAAGUUCGAGGAGAAACAGCAGGAACUAUACGACAUGAAAACCAAGAAAAGAGAGCUAAUGGAUGAUAUCCUGUCACAGUGCAUCCAGAGGCGGAACGAGCUUUCCAGAGAUGCUGUGAGACGACAUCUUGCCAAAAGCUUCAAAGACCUCGAUCGCCAUGAUGCAGCGAUCGCCCAGAGCCAAGCUGGUAGAGAGCCUCGCGACUAUGAAGACAUGUCUCGCCAGACUCCAGUGUUCUGUACCAGCAGUCUCGUUUAUCAGAAGAUGCGGGGUCUUUCCCUAAGUGAUGACGACUCGACACCUGGUUAUGAGACGGAGGAAGACACAGAAAUUCCCCAGCUCCAAGCCCAUGCUCAGAAGAUGACUGAGGAACUCCGUAUUACCAAGCAUAAGGAGGUACUCAGCGGCAUCUGUCAGCUUCUAAACUCGAUUUCAAUCUGGGCGCAAGAUGCUGCAGAUUCUGCAGUAACAAUUGAUUCCGCAACCCUGACAGCGAGUUUACAGAUCUUCAAGGCGGACCUCAAGGCAGAUGCUGAGAACUGUAUUGACCAGCUCCAUUUGGAAAUACAGGCCAGUCUCUAUGAUGAGAUGAACAGUCUGAGCAGAAUUGCUGCCUCGCAGGCAGCAGCCACCACCAAAAGGUGGGAGAAAAUCAAUGCCAAUACCCUCAAAGCAACGUGUUGCCGGGGCGGAGUAUUCAGAGACCAUGACUUCAACGAGCAGCUUCUUGACCCUCUCAAGAGCGGCAUCUCUGUGACCUGGGAAAAUUUCUUUCAGUUUAAUAUCUCUGUCGUACUUGAUAACUUCUCAGUCACGGCUAUUCAGCGAUUGAAUUCCUUCCACGAAACCAUUGCGAAACAGCUCGGCGAUCACCAAUACGAGGAGGUCCAGGCCUCUGCACAGCUUGAUCAGCAACUGAAGCUUCACAGAGACCGUGUCAUGCGGCUCACCGCACAGAGCCGGGGAGACAUGGGCCAAGCCCAGAAGGACGCGAACCGAGCAUUUGACCCGGCUGUGGUGAAGGUCAUGGCUCCUGUUUACCAGCAGUGUGCCAAUGAAAACGGAAAGGGCAUGGCCAAACGAAUGCAAGCUGCGCUUCAGGACCACAUCCGCAGGAACAAGGUGAGCAUGUUUCGUGCGGCAAUUAUGGACGUCAAAUACUGUCUCAAAGAGGGAACGAAACAAGUCGAUGACAAUAUGACCGACCAUAUUAACACCAUCAUCGCGACCAUGAAGAAUGAUUACAUGCUUGCACUGGCGGAGAGGCAGAAGUCGGCUCGUCGCCUGGAAUCUUCAUUCAAGAAGAACAUGAUGGAGUUUUUGAAUUCGGCCGAGACUCAAUUCAAAUGA